This is a messenger RNA of Rhodamnia argentea, 1118 nucleotides long. RefSeq names its product probable transcription factor At1g61730. Gene Ontology annotation, biological process: regulation of DNA-templated transcription. The record is from RefSeq and is a predicted model, not a curated record. The coding region runs from base 126 to 941 and encodes 271 amino acids. NCBI's taxonomy places the organism in Eukaryota, Viridiplantae, Streptophyta, Magnoliopsida, Myrtales, Myrtaceae. The transcript has a single exon. Gene Ontology annotation, cellular component: nucleus.
ACUCGCGACUCGCGACUCUGUUAUGCGGGCCGAGACUUGUGUGCUUCAUCUCACAUCGUCGAGGCGGCCCAUUUUAGCAGCCCACAUGGCCCCGCUCGUAUGACCAUAUAUCUUGCAACGACCUCAUGGUAACCUCGGUUGCUCCAAAAGCCCUCCUAGUUUCAAGUUUUCAGUUUUUCACUCCCAUGUCAAACCCCGUCAAACUACGCAUGUCCCCGAGGCUGAGGACUAGGGGCCGCGCUUCCGCUUCUCCGGCCGCCGCCCAGAGCAACGACCGCCACCCACCCACCGGCGAACAGCAAAAGCCCCGACCCGACCAGCUUUUCUCCGAGGAGGACGAGAUCCGGCUCCUGAAAUCCCUCUCCAAGCUCAUCAACCCCUUGCUGUCCCCCACCGUGGACGCUCCGACCCUCGACGGCAUCGAGAAGUCCCUCGGGCCCAAUUUCACCCGCGCCCAGCUCUCCAACAAGAUCCGGAGGCUUCGGGACAAGUACCACAGGCAGGCACGGACCAAGGUCCUCAUAAGGACCCCGCACGACCGGAGGGUGUUCGAGCUCGCCCGAGGUGUGUGGGGCAAGAGGAGCUCGAAGGAGAGGAAAGGCAAGGAGGAAAAGCGAGCAAAUUUAGAGGAAGAGAGAGCGAAAGACGAGGGGGAGAUUCUGGGCGGUGAGGAGGACAGCGAAGGGGCCGCCGCCGCCGCCGAUCUGGGUAAUUUCCCGGCGCUGGUGGAGGAGUGCGACAGGUGCUUCCCCGGGAACCGAGUCUGGAGGGAAGGGCUCAAGAGGUUGCAGGAGGGGAAGUUGAGGAGGAUGAACGAGAGGGUCGUCUGGUUGAGGCUGGAAGAGGCGAACUUGAUGACCAAGAAGGCCGAGUUGACUCGGGACCUCACUCGGAUGAUCCUCGAGUCUGUGGCCUCUGCUUCCCAAGCCCCCACCGGUUGAUCGCCUGCACCAUUUUUCUUCUUCUUCUUCUUCUUUUGGCAUUUUUCCCUUUGUAGUUGCUGACAGAAUCGAAAGUAUCGCUUGCAGUUGCACUGUAGUCAUGCAUGAUCUGGAUCCAUUUACUUGUUGAGAGGAUCUCAUUACAGAUUUUUUAGGCAAUUAAGGAAGAAGCUGCAU